AAAAAUGUGUUUACGUCAUGUUUUUUUUCUCUUUGUAAUACGCGGGUCGUGCAGAAGGUGGCACUGUUUCCCACUCGGUUUGUUUUUGUGGUUGCUAGGACACAAGUUGCCCAGAAGCCGAAACGCUAAUGUGUUAAAUACACGCUAAAAGUUGAUGUCUGCAGGAGUUAGAACACAACUGUUGGCCUAAAAAUGUCGGACACAGACGUAGACCAAGAUGGACAAAAACCAAAAGGCGUAUUCUCUACUUUAAUGGCCGAUGGGGAUUGGCUGUACAUUAAAGGAGAGUAUAAAAAGGCAAUACAGAGCUACACAACGGCACUGACUUUAAAGCCUGAUGAUAAGACAUGCUACGUUGGCCGAUCCAAAUGUUACCUGAAGAUGGGGCAAUCUGAAAACGCUUUGAAGGAUGCAGAGGCUUCACUCAAAGAAGACAUUUCAUUUUUUGAGGGAUUAUACCAAAAAGCUGAGGCAUUAUACUACAUGGGUGAAUUUGAAUUUGGGCUGGUGUUUUACCACCGAGGACAAAAGCUACGUCCACAAAUACAGGAGUUCAGACUAGGUAUCCAGAAAGCACAGGAGGCCAUAGAAAACUCUGUUGCAAGCCCUUCUUCUGCAAAAUUGGAGAUAAAAGGUGACCUAUCAUUUCUACAAAAAGAUGAAGAGAGAGCCCAACCAAUAGCUGCCAUUCUGAAUCUCACAACAGAGAAAAAACAGCAGACAAAGAAGGCGCCCAAAAGUGAGAAGACAACCAAAAAACUUCUUGGAGAGUUUUACAGUGAUAAGAAGUAUCUAGAAACCCUGCUCAAAGAUGAAGAUUUGGUAAGAGGCAAGACAAAAAGUGGGGAGCGACUACAGGACGUCAUUCAGGGCUGCCUCACAUACCUUGACUCCUGCACUGAGUUCUGGAACCAGGAGAGACCUAUCGGUACACAAAAAAAGGAGCGUCAGGUCAAGCAGAAACAUUCUACUAAAGCACCCUCUGAGCCUUCUCAGUUUCUGCUGAAGAGCCUGGAUGACAUUGAUGCAGAGUUGACAUCAGGAAAUGCAGAAGGUAGUCUGAAGAAGGCAGAAGAAGUCAUGAAGGUAGUGCAGGGCUGGCCAGAGAAAGAGGUGCCUAAUAAGAAAGAGGUUAUUGGCAGCCUGCACAGUUGUAUUGGGAAUGCCUUGAUCGACCUUGGAAAUAUGGACAAGGCUUUGGAGCAUCAUCAAAAAGACUUGGAGUUGGCUAAGCAGUGCAAACUCCCAGAUGCAACGUCCAGGGCUCUGGACAACAUUGGGCGGGUUUACGCCCAAAUUGGACAGUUCGCACAGGCCAUCGAGUUCUGGGAGAAGAAGAUUCCCUUGGUCUGUGGUGGUUUGGAAAAGACCUGGUUGUUUCAUGAGAUCGGUAGGUGUUACCUGGAGCUCAAUCGUCACAAAGAAGCUCGAGACUAUGGCUUCCGCUCAGUGGCUGCUGCUGAUGAAAUUGCUGAUGAGAAAUGGCAGAUGAAUGGCAAUGUUUUGGUGGCACAAGCAGAAUUGAAACUUGGAAACUUUGAAUCAGGUGUCCUUCACUUUGAGAGAGCCUUGACCCAGGCCAGAUUGCAAGGAGACAACUCUGCCAAAAUUGUCAUUCAGAAGAGCCUUGAUGAAGCCAAGCAACAUCUUUCACACUGAGGAUGACUCUGAGGGCAUACCAAAAACAAAAAUAAUCAAAUGAAAAAUGGUUCAAUAAAAAGACACAGAUAAAAGGAAACUGGCAACUGAGAUAUUUGGGUUUUUACUUCUUAAAAUCCAU
Molecule: messenger RNA, 1780 nt
Organism: Eleginops maclovinus (Patagonian blennie)
Lineage: Eukaryota; Metazoa; Chordata; Actinopteri; Perciformes; Eleginopidae
Gene: odad4
Product: outer dynein arm docking complex subunit 4
Exons: 11
Coding region: 193-1659 (488 amino acids)
Cellular component (GO): cytoplasm
Molecular function (GO): protein binding
Source: RefSeq, a predicted model, not a curated record